This is a messenger RNA of Poecile atricapillus (Black-capped chickadee), 1341 nucleotides long. Its product is annotated as solute carrier family 12 member 4-like. The transcript has 8 exons. Gene Ontology annotation, cellular component: membrane. The record is from RefSeq and is a predicted model, not a curated record. Gene Ontology annotation, biological process: potassium ion import across plasma membrane; potassium ion homeostasis; chloride transmembrane transport. The annotation marks the transcript as partial. Gene Ontology annotation, molecular function: potassium:chloride symporter activity. NCBI's taxonomy places the organism in Eukaryota, Metazoa, Chordata, Aves, Passeriformes, Paridae.
GCUCUGCGGGCGGCGCUGGCCCAGGCCGGGGCUCGUGGCUUCGUGCAGGUUCUGGUGACCCCCGAGCCGGGGGUGGGUCUGGGGGCUCUGGUGCAGGGGGUGGGGCUGGGGGCUCUGCGCCCCAACACCGUCCUGCUGGGCUGGCCCCGGAGCUGGAGACAGCAGCCAGACCCCGCCCGGGCUGCCAGGGACUUCGUGGAGCUGCUGCGGGCGGCGGGGGCCGGGGGCCGGGCCCUGCUGGUGUCCAAGGGCGCGGCCGAGCCCGGGGGGGCCCCGGGGGGGUCUCUGGACGUUUGGUGGGUGGUCGGCACCGGGCGGCUCCUGACGCUGCUGCCGCUGCUGCUGCGACAGCACCCGGCCUGGCGUGGGUGUCCCCUGCGCCUGUUCACGGUGGAUUUUGGGGGUCAGGGGCCCGUGUCCCCCAGGCCUGGCGUGGGUGUCCCCCUGCGCCUGUUCACGGUGGCGCUGCUCGAGGACAACAGCGAGCGGCUGCGGCGCCUGCUCGAGGCCGUGGCGCGACGCCGGGCGCUGCCGGCACAGGUGCACGUGGUGGAGCUGCACGACGGGGAUGUCUCCGCCUACACCUACGAGCGGACGCUGAUGAUGGAGCAGCGCUCGCAGAUGCUGCGGCAGCUGCGCCGCGCCCAGGGAGGCCCCGCCCCCUCGCACCCGCCCAGCGCUGAGGAGGAGGAGGGGGGAGGAGACCCCCGGAGGGGCCCCAGUCCGGGGAACGUGCGCCGCAUGCACGCGGCCGAGCGCCUCAACGCCGCCAUCGGAGCCCACUCGGGGGGGGCGGGGCUGGUGCUGCUGGACCUGCCCCCCCCUCCCCCACCCCGGCCCGCACGGCCCCUGGAAAACUACCUGGAGUUCCUGGAGGUUCUGACCGAGGGCCUGGGGCCGGUGCUGCUCGUGCGGGGGGGGGACGGCGACGGCGACAGCCCCAGUACGGCCCAGUGCUCCCAGUAUGGGACUGGGAACGGGGAUGGGGAGCCCUGAGUGCCCAGUACGGCCCAGUGCUCCCAGUAUGGAACUGGGAACGGGGACGGGGAGCCCUGAGUGCCCAGUGCUCCCAGUAUGGGACUGGGAACGGGGAUGGGGAGCCCUGAGUGCCCAGUACGGCCCAGUGCUCCCAGUAUGGGACUGGGAACGGGGAUGGGGAGCCCUGAGUGCCCAGUGCUCCCAGUAUGGAACUGGGAACGGCGACAGCGAGCCCUGAGUGCCCAGUACAGCCCAGUGCUCCCAGUAUGGGACUGGGAACGGCAACGGGGAGCCCUGAGUGCCCAGUACGGCCCAGUGCUCCCAGUAUGGGACUGGGAACGGCGACGGGGAGCCCUGAGUGCC